Phytophthora infestans T30-4 is the source of this 612-nucleotide messenger RNA. RefSeq names its product MtN3-like protein. The record is from RefSeq and is a predicted model, not a curated record. Gene Ontology annotation, cellular component: membrane. The transcript has a single exon. NCBI's taxonomy places the organism in Eukaryota, Oomycota, Peronosporomycetes, Peronosporales, Peronosporaceae. Bases 1 to 612 code for a protein of 203 amino acids. Gene Ontology annotation, biological process: carbohydrate transport. Gene Ontology annotation, molecular function: sugar transmembrane transporter activity.
AUGACAACCUUCCUCGAUGUCAUCCGAGUGAUCUCCACCAUUACAGCGGUUCUCGUCGCUCUGUCCCCAGCCUCAGACUUCUGGAGGAUCUACAAGACCAAUACAACUGGACCAUCCUCCAUCCUGCCCGUAGUCAUGAUCUUCUGCAACUGCUACGUCUGGGUCCUGUACGCCUACCUCGUCGACAACAUCUUGCCGCUCUUUGCCAUCAGCUGCUUCGGUAUGUUCACCUCCGUCGUCUUUGGAGCCAUCUACUACCGCUUUAGUAAGGACCGACCCCACAUCCACAAGGUUUAUCUGAUCACGUUGGCAGUGUUGGUUAUCUAUACAAUUUACUACAUCCUAGGGACGACUGGGGUGACAAAUCAGUCGGACGACGCGGUGGAGAAGGGUCUCGGGGUUUUGAGUGACAUCGUCAACUUGGUUCUAUUUGCUUCGCCGUUGGAGACAAUGAAGCAAGUGAUUCAAACGAAGGACGCAACGACGUUACCGAUUAUUAUCAGCGCCAUUUUCCUCCUUAACUCCACCGUGUGGACCGUGUUCGCCAUUGCUGAUGAUGACAUGUUUGUGAUGGUUCCCAAUGCCAUCGGUGUGCUGAUUUGCAGUUCCUAA